Mastomys coucha (southern multimammate mouse) is the source of this 4709-nucleotide messenger RNA. It is a transcript of the gene Nudcd1, whose product is annotated as NudC domain containing 1. The transcript is spliced from 10 exons. The record is from RefSeq and is a predicted model, not a curated record. NCBI's taxonomy places the organism in Eukaryota, Metazoa, Chordata, Mammalia, Rodentia, Muridae. The coding region runs from base 551 to 2299 and encodes 582 amino acids.
UCGGGGAAGCUAACGAAAGACAGCACAUCGAAAGGAGCCUGGGCUGGGCCCGGGUCCCGGCCCUGAGGACCACGGGCAUAGCUCACCACCAUCACCGCGGGCGAGGGCCGUCCCUUCCCAGCGACGAAAUGACCCUUGCGCUGACGACCGUUACCUACCACACUCUUCGGCUGCCCGGACUUAGACCCUCAGUAGCUCGGGCACCUAAGCACACAGAAAGCUAGACCACGCAUUUCCGGGGCGGGAUCUGGCCACCCUGCCUAUAAUGUGAGAAUUCAACUAGCGCGGGCCGCCUUCUGGUCGCUCAGCCCUCUGGGUAGGGAAGUCCAGAAUCUGUCAGCUGGCGUGCGUUCUGUUUACAGAAAACUACAUUUCCCAGCAUGGAACAGAACCAGAUUUCUCAUGGACACUACAUUUCCCAGAAGAGACGUGGCGCCGCAGAGUCCUCUGGGAUGGGAACCACGCCGCUUCCAAGCCUCAGUUCCAGGAGUGAAGCGCGGACCUUUCAACAAGAGCUUUAUUGAUUCUCUUGCUGGGAUCCGGGAACGCGAUGGAGGCGGCCAAUUGCUCUCUGCGGGUGAAAAGACCUCUGCUGGAUCCCCGCUUCGAGGGCUACAAGCUGUCUCUCGAGCCGCUGCCCUGCUACCAGCUGGAGCUAGAUGCAGCUGUAGCAGAAGUAAAACUUCGGGAUGACCAGUAUACAUUGGAACACAUGCAUGCUUUUGGGAUGUAUAAUUAUCUGCACUGUGAUGCCUGGUAUCAAGACAGUGUCUACUACAUUGACAACCUUGGAAGAAUUAUGAACUUAACAGUGAUGCUGGACACUGCCUUAGGAAAACCCCGAGAGGUGUUCCGCCUUCCUACAGAUGUGACAGCAUAUGACAAUCGUCUUUGUGCAUCUAUCCAUUUCACAUCCCCUUCCUGGGUUACCUUGUCAGAUGGAACUGGAAGACUGUAUGUCAUUGGAACAGGUGACCGUGGAAACAGUCCUGAAAAGUGGGAGAUUAUGUUUAAUGAAGAGCUUGGGAAUCCUUUUAUUAUAAUUCACAGUAUCUCAUUGCUGAAAGCUGAAGAACAUUCAGUGGCUAUCCUGCUUCUUCGAAUAGAGAAGGAGGAAUUGGACCUGAAAGGAAGUGGCUUCUUUGUUUCUUUGGAGUGGGUCAUUGUCAGUAAGAACAAAGAAGAUAGUAAAAAGUAUGAAAUUACAAAGCAUCAUGUUCUCCGUGGAAAGUCAGUGCCACAUUAUGCUGCAAUUGAGCCUAAUGGGAAUGGUCUGAUGAUUGUAUCUUACAAGUCCUUCAAGGUUGUUUCGGAAGAUCAGGAUCUCGAAGAGAGUAUGGAUGAAGACAGGCCAGAGAAAACCAAAGUAGAACCUUUGUAUUAUUGGCAACAAAGUGAGGAUGAUUUGACAGUAACGGUAAGGCUUCCAGAAAGCAGUACUAAGGAAGAUAUUCAAAUACAAUUUUUGCCUGAUAAUAUCAACAUUAAACUGAAGGAUAUCCAGGUUUUGGAAGGAAAACUCUAUUCAUCUAUUGAUCACGAAGGCAGCACAUGGACAAUUAAAGAGAAUGAUAGCUUGGAGAUUUCUUUGGUUAAGAAGAAUGAAGGACUGAUGUGGCCUGAGCUGGUGGUGGGUGAUAAACAAGGUGAACUCAUAAGAGACCCUGCCCAAUGUGCUGCAAUAGCAGAACGCUUGAUGCACCUGACCUCUGAUGAACUGAAUCCAAAUCCAGACAAGGAAAAACCUCCAUGUAAUGCUCAAGAAUUAGAAGAAUGUGAUAUUUUCUUUGAAGAGAGCUCCAGUUUAUGCAGAUUCGAUGGCAGUACAUUAAAAACAACUCAUGUGGUGAGUCUUGGCAGCAACCAGUACCUAUUCUCAGUCAUCGUGGAUCCUAAAGAAAUGCCGUGCUUCUGUCUACGCCAUGACGUUGAUGCUCUCCUCUGGCAACCACACUGCAACAAGCAGAACGACAUGUGGGAGCACAUUGCCACCUUCAAUGCCCUAGGUUACGUCCAAGCCUCAAAGAGAGACAAGAAAUUUUUUGCGUGUGCUCCAAACUACUCGUACGCAGCCCUUUGUGAGUGCCUUCGCCGUGUAUUCAUCUACCGGCAGCCCACCCCCAUGUCCACUGUGCUGUACAACAGGAAGGAGGGCAGGCAUGUGGGGCAAGUGGCGAAGCAGCAGGUGGCAAGCCUGGAAACCAAUGACCCGAUUUUAGGCUUUCAGGCAACAAAUGAGAGAUUAUUUGUUCUCACUACCAAAAACCUCUUUUUAAUAAAAGUAAAUACAGAGAACUAAUCCUCCAACAUUUGGCUAAAAAGUAUCUAGUGGUACCUGGAGGGGUGAACAGUCAUACUAUAGCUUGAUAAGUUUUAGCAUGUUGAAAAAGAAUAUCUUGUAUGAAGUUUUAUUUUUAAAGGAUACUGGAAAUGUAUUCAAUAGAUUAUGAAUCUGAAAAAGCUAUGGGAUAGAUGAAGCUGCAGGUUUAGAAAAUACUGGCUUCUGUAAAAAUAUGGAGAUAUUGGCAAAUAUAGUUAUUUUUUAAAACCAGAGGUUCAGAUUUCAUCUUUUAUAUGAAACAUGUACAAUUCAGUGUUUAAAAAUAAAAAUAUUUAUCAUGUACUUAGCUCAUUGUUUAGAUUGGUACAGUCAUUAUAUAGAAUAUUUGGGUAGUAGUAAAAUACUGAGUAUUAUAAAAGUAUUUUAAUGGGCUGGCGUCUACAGACAGAAUUUGCUUUGCAUCUGCAUCGAGUUGCAGGAAUACAGCAGUUUUGACCAUAUUUGCUUACAAACCUUGUUUCAUGCAUUUGCUCUACCACAUUGGAAAAGGUUAUACAUUUUCCAUUAUUGCAUAGCAAAGUUCCACAAAACUCAGGUGUUUAAGAGUUUAUUCCAGCACCUGGGAAACUAAAGCUGGAGAGUUACCGGUUCAAGCCCAGCCAGGGCCACAUUGCAAGACUUAUCUCAAACAAAAGCAACUUAAGGUUUAUGGGUUUUCGUGGUUCUCUGAGUUGUCUCUUGUCCUCUAGCAGUCUAAGCUCUGCUUUCUGCCAUAACACAGAAGCACAUUCUAGAGUAAACUAGGGUGCAAGAAGUUGCCAGAGCUUGGUUUCUCAUUUUUUGCUAAAAAUAUGGACAAAAUGAGUCACAUGGCCAAGUCUAAAUAGACAGCAGAUCUGUGACACAUUAGAGCCCUUGAUGGGACAGUCAUACAAGAUAGAUUUUAAUGCGUUGUCUCACUAAGUUCCCCUUACCUUUCCAACAGAUUAUUCUAUUUACACAUCAGGGUUUUUUUUUCUGCAAAUAUCUGUGGUUCAGACUUCUUCUCCAAAAGUCCUUCAGUUUGUAUCCACUGUGUAUUGUUCUGUUUUUAUUUUCAUAUUGCCUUUGGAGCUCAUGUUUUAGUAAAGUUCUCAAGAACUUAAGAGGCAGAAAAUAAAGAUAAAGGAUUAUAUGUAGUGAUGUGUGUUUUGCCUAUCUGGAACAAAUACCUGACUGAAUUAGAUUAAACAAGUAUUUGGUCUGGGGAGGUAGCUCUGUUGGUAGAGUGCUAUAAGCUUAAGGACCCGAGUUUAGACCCUGAUCACCCACAUUAAAUAUGAAUACAUAAGAAAGGAAAGGAAAGAGAAACAAACAGGCAUAGCUGUAUGCAUCUGUAGUCACAGCACUGAGGCACAGGAGGAUCAUUGCCAUCCACACAGUUUAUCCGAAUCCGGGAGCUUCAGGACCUGUGAAACCCCAUCUCAUCAAAGAAGGUGCAGAAUGGGCAAAGCACUUGAUGUCAAUAUAUACAUGUAUAUAUAUAUGCACAUAGACUUGUAAACAUACAUACAGUAUAUAUAUAUGUAUAUAUAUAUGUAAUAUAUUUAUAUAUAUCACAUACACACACACACACACACACACACACAAAUUUAGUUAGGUCUGACUGACAUAAAUUUAACUCUGUUGGUGCUGUUUUGGUUAGGUUCAUGUUUUGGAGGCAGUUCUCACUAUGUAGCCCAGGAUAGCCUGGAAAUCCUUGUUAUCUUUUUCUUACUUUAAUCUUUUAAAGGUCAUGAACCAGAAUACCCAGUUUUAGUUUAAUUUUGACUGAAUUUUAAUUUUAGUAUGUGUGAGUUUUUGCAUUGGUUCCCCAGCACAAAGAGUGAGACUUAAAGGAGGGAGGGAAGCAAGGAAGGCUAGCAAUCUUGAGAGACAAAAGAGUAAGAGAGAAUCCACAUUGAAAUUCUACCAGCUCAGUGGUAGAGCUGUUAGCUACCAUUAUAGAAAACUGAGCAUGGUCCCUCCUUUUAUAAUCAGCCUAUACAAUGAAGAACACAAACUGUAAAUUCUGAUUAGUAGUCGAAAGAAUGAGAUUGGAGAUCUCAGUGGUACAGCUUAAAAGAUCCUAUCUGUGAGGGUUUCUAAUAAAGAACAAAGGAUCCACAACCUCUUCCCUUAAGAGUUAAUCCAAAUGCGCCUUUCACCUGGUAGGCAUAGGGGUCCAGGAAACCCUCUGUUCUAAGGACUCAAAGAAAUAGUAUAAAAUAUAGCUAAAAACAGGGCAGUAUGGUAGUCUAGAGAGACCAUUGCCCACUUGCCCAUUUUCACCUUCAGCACUCCUGCCCUCCCAGUUGGUUUGGCCCUUGCUCUUCUUACCCUCCAGUGUGGCCCUUUUUUGCCUUGUAAUACAAUGUAAUAAAGUAAACUCUGCCUGUCUUCUACACUG